Labrus bergylta (ballan wrasse) is the source of this 3516-nucleotide messenger RNA. Its product is annotated as phosphatidate phosphatase LPIN2. The record is from RefSeq and is a predicted model, not a curated record. Gene Ontology annotation, cellular component: endoplasmic reticulum membrane; cytosol; nucleus. Gene Ontology annotation, biological process: cellular response to insulin stimulus; fatty acid catabolic process; triglyceride biosynthetic process. NCBI's taxonomy places the organism in Eukaryota, Metazoa, Chordata, Actinopteri, Labriformes, Labridae. Gene Ontology annotation, molecular function: transcription coactivator activity; phosphatidate phosphatase activity.
GAGAGAGAGAGAGAGAGAGAGAGAGAGGACUCAACUAAAGUACCGGCAGAGGAAGUGAAUGAAGGUGCGACUGCCUGCGGGCGAGUCUUUCUACUCCAUCAGGUGGACACCAUGAACUACGUGGGGCAGCUGGCGGGCCAGGUGCUGGUUACAGUAAAGGAGCUGUAUAAGGGGAUCAAUCAGGCCACCCUGUCGGGCUGCAUCGACGUGAUCGUGGUACGACAGCCCGAUGGGACGUUCCAGUGCUCCCCUUUCCACGUCCGCUUUGGAAAACUGGGGGUGCUGCGCUCCAGGGAGAAAGUGAUUGAUAUAGAAAUCAAUGGAGAACCCGUGGAGCUCCACAUGAAGCUCGGAGACAACGGGGAGGCCUUCUUCGUCCAGGAAACAGAGCAGCACAAUGAGGUUGUCCCGGCUCACCUGGUGACCUCGCCCAUCCCCACGGACGAGGCUCUGUUCUGGAGCAGAGAGCCCAGAUGUGGGGGAUCAGCGGCAGAGAACGGCCAGUCUGUCAGCCCCAAAGACACGGCCCCUGGAAACCUCCAAACCGGCUCCAACACAGCUGUGAAGAAGAGGAAGAGACGCAGGAGGAAGCACAAGGCAGAGCCACGCAAAGAGGAGCAAGCAGCAGCUGUUGGAGGGGAGGUCGAGCUGUGUGGGCUCAGCUCAGAUGAGGAGCACAAAGCGCACAAUGGACGGCCGUCUUCGCUCUCCAUGAUGAAGGAAAAUGUGGACCACAGGCAGCACUCCCCCCUGACAGCCCUGGAAUGGGACAGCUACCCUUUCUCUGACGGAGACUGGUCCCCCUGCAAUAACAGGGAGAUGUCUGAUCCCUCAUCAACAAAGAGCGACUCUGAGCUGAUGGUGAAGCCAGCAGAGAGCCUGCUCAGGGCAGAGUCCCACAUGCAGUGGAGCUGGGGAGAGUUUCCAGAGUCCACCAGGGUUAACAAAAAGGACAAAUGCGAGCCAAAAGCGUUGACAAUCACUCCCUCAGAGAGCACACAUUUCAGGGUUAUCUUGAGCGCAGACGCCAUGGAGGAAGAGUCCAGAGAAAUAGGGAGAACCACAGAUCCAGUUUGCAGCAUUGUGAAGCCGGAGCCUCGGACCAUCACAGCUGAUGAGUGCAGCUACAAACCACAGCCCCCUGAAGCUCCAUCACACAAUACAAGCAUCACCAAGACGGGCCUUUCCGAUUUAAUCCCAAGCACGUUUACCUCUGAACCAUGUCUGAGUGACUCAGACCUCAACAACAAGGAGGCACACAAGACCAGGUGGAAGUCUUCUCCUCCCAGCCGCAGGGACAGCGGCUCUGCUGCCAGCGGAGGAACAAACACGGCUGGAGACUCAACUGAGAUUUAUCCUGGUACAAAAACCACGAAGCCGAAUGACUCCCCAAUCAAGAGGAGAAGUGUGAGGAAGAGGAGCCAGCAUCAGGGACCUGAAGAUAUUUACCUGGAUGACCUGAAUGCACUCGAACCGGACGUUGUCGCCCGUUACUUCCCAAAGAGUGAGUCUGAGCAGGAUCCUAAACACUGGGUGGAGACGGGGAGGCGAUCUAGUUCCCAGUCCCCUCAGUCUGUGGGCAGCGCAGCAGCAGACAGCGGCACAGAGUGUCUCUCUGACUCUGCAGGUGACCUACCUGAUGUCACCCUGUCUCUGUGUGGAGGUGUUGGAGAGAACUCGGAGAUCUCUAAAGAAAAAUUCAUGGAGCACAUCAUCACCUACAAUGAAUUUGCAGAGAAUCCAGCAAUAAUCGACAAUCCCAACUUGGUAGUUAGAAUUGCAAACAGGUAUUACAACUGGACCCUGGCAGCACCGCUGAUUCUGAGCAUGCAGGCUUUUCAGAAGAACUUACCAAAGGCUACAGAGGAGGCCUGGGUGAAGGAGAAAAUGCCCAAGAAGUCUGGACGCUGGUGGUUCUGGAGAAAGAGCAGCGUGAAGCAGUCAUCAUCAGAGGCCAAGUUAGGGAGCCAGGAGUCUCUGACCACCGACAGCCCUGCCCUUCAUGGGGCCCCUGAAACAGAGCGGAAAGCAGCCGAGUGGUCCAGUGAUGACGAGACUAAAGAGCUGAACGUUGUGGCACCUGCUCCAAAACCUACUGAGCAUGUGCAAAGUGAAAGCCCUGCUGCGGCACCCUGUCACUCCUACAAGAAAUCUCUCCGCCUGUCGUCUGAUCAGAUAGCCAGUCUGAAGCUAAGGGAGGGGCCAAACGAUGUCACCUUCAGCAUAACCACUCAGUACCAGGGGACCUGUCGCUGCCAGGGAACCAUCUACCUCUGGAACUGGGACGAUAAAGUCAUCAUCUCUGACAUCGAUGGCACCAUCACCAAGUCAGAUGUGUUUGGUCAGAUUCUGCCUCAGCUCGGGAAGGACUGGACUCAUCAAGGAAUCGCUAAGCUUUACCACUCAGUGCACGAAAAUGGUUACAAGUUCCUGUACUGUUCGGCCCGAGCGAUCGGCAUGGCAGACAUGACGAGAGGGUAUCUGCACUGGGUGAACGACAGAGGGACCCUCCUACCUCAAGGACCGCUCAUGCUCUCCCCCAGCAGCCUCUUCUCUGCCUUCCACCGAGAGGUCAUCGAGAAGAAGCCCGAGAAGUUCAAGAUUGAAUGCCUCACCGACAUCAAGAAUCUCUUCUUUCCAAACAUGUAUCCCUUCUAUGCAGCGUUUGGAAACAGAGAAAAUGACGUGUUUGCCUACAAGCAAGUGGGUGUGCCCGUGUGUCGGAUAUUCACAGUCAAUCCCAAAGGGGAGUUAAUCCUCGAGCAAGCCAAAGGCAAUAAAACAUCAUAUGGGCGGCUGAGCAAGCUGGUCGAGCAUGUGUUUCCUUUAAGGAGUUCCCAGCAGAACGCCACCUUCAGCUGCCCGGAGUUCAGCUCCUUCUGUUACUGGAGGCAGCCCAUCGCCGAGGUGUGUUCGGAGGAGCUGCUGUCACUCAAACUGACAUGAACGUUUUCCAUUAAGUGCUUCAGAUCAAAGGAACUCACAGCAGUGAUUAGUUCAAAUGCACUGAUUUAUUACUGAUGGAGCGUUUUGUUUCUGCCACUGGAGUAGUCUUAAACUGUCUGAGACGAUCUUCUUUUUGUGUUUCAUGUCGGCUCAUUAGAACCUUUCCCCUUCAUGCACUUGCAGAGGUAAUCUUUGAGCUUAAGAACAGUCACAAAGUGUAUUUGAAGCCUUCGACGGAUCAGUUGUUCUCACCAAUUGGACAAAAUGUUUUGCUACAAGGUUUCUUUGAGACCUCGAAGGUACCAUCACUGUUUUUAGACUGGCUGUUUUCUUUCAGUAUGAAUGUAGAAACACUGAAAACAUUUCUUCUUUUUGGUCUCUGACUUAAGUAUACAAGGUAUUAUUUCUGUUUAUCUCUGUUACCUUUAAGGCCUUUAACAGUCUUAUUGAAGAUGCAUUAAUGUUACAAAGCUUUAGGAUAUUUUGCACUUUUAUGUUAAAGGUCACAUAUUCUCCUCCUCUUCAACAAUUCUAAAACACACAAAACAUGUGUGUGAAGUUUCCUGUUCU